This is a messenger RNA of Oldenlandia corymbosa var. corymbosa, 960 nucleotides long. NCBI's taxonomy places the organism in Eukaryota, Viridiplantae, Streptophyta, Magnoliopsida, Gentianales, Rubiaceae. The record is from the annotation of a GenBank genome assembly.
AUGCCGACUAAAGGAAACCGUGGAUUUGCUCUCACAACUCCAAUCUUGCUCUUCUUCAACUAUAGUUCUCCUCGGUCGAGAGCUCUAUCGCAGCAGCUCAGAUUUUUAGAGAUGAGAAUAGCUGUGGAAGGAUGCAUGCAUGGAGAUUUGGAUAAUGUAUAUGCAACGAUAUUACAUCUGCAGGAAGUUGAGAACGUAAAGAUUGAUCUUCUCCUAUGCUGUGGAGACUUUCAGGCUGUCAGGAAUGAAAAGGAUCUAGAAAGCUUACAUGUUCUUCCCAAGUACCGGAACAUGAAUUCUUUCUGGAAAUACUAUUCUGGGGAAAAAGUUGCACCAGUUCCAACUGUAUUUAUUGGGGGAAACCAUGAAGCAUCCAAUUAUUUGUGGGAAUUAUACUAUGGAGGAUGGGUGGCACCUCAUAUAUACUUCCUUGGGUUUGCAGGAGUUAUCAAGUUUGGAAAUAUUCGUAUUGGUGGAUUGUCUGGAAUUUAUAAAAACUAUGACUAUCACUUAGGGCACUACGAGAAGCUUCCUUACAAUCACAAAGAUAUCUGUUCUGUUUAUCAUGUUCGUGAAUAUGAUGUUCACAAGCUCAUGCAAGUUGAGGAACCAAUUGAUAUAUUUCUCUCACAUGAUUGGCCAAGAGGCAUUACUGACCAUGGGAACCUGGCUAAUCUUCUUCGUCAAAAACACUUCUUUGAGAAAGAGAUUAAAGAAGGAACUUUGGGGAGUGAACCAGCGGCAGUUUUGUUGGAUAAAUUGAGACCUAGUUACUGGUUUUCAGCACACUUGCACUGCAAAUUUGCUGCAUUGGUUCAACAUGGGGAUGACGGCCCAGUUACAAAAUUUCUAGCAUUAGACAAGUGCCUUCCCCGUCGGAAGUUCUUGCAGGUAUAUUUACCGACCCUUCUGCCCUCUAACUACAGACUUUCUUCGACCACUAACUUAGGGCUUUUAUAG